This is a messenger RNA of Symsagittifera roscoffensis, 1160 nucleotides long. Its product is annotated as transmembrane protein 272-like. Lineage: Eukaryota; Metazoa; Xenacoelomorpha; Acoela; Convolutidae. The record is from RefSeq and is a predicted model, not a curated record.
GGUGCAUUUGCUGUGUUAAUAAUACUUCUCACACUAUAUGUUACAUUUUUCAUAUUCAAAACAAGCGUCAUCGCUUUAAAUUGCUCAAAACGAAAAAAAAUCGUUCUGUUGAUCAUGUAUACAUACUAUCACUACUGUCUCUGAUUCGCAAAGACAUUACAUAUAGAAAAAUUAUUAAUCAUAGUUAGCGAAAACGUUGACACAAGAACGGGAUACAAUCUAGCUUAAACUAUUUUUCUAUUAGUUGUUCAACUAAUCAAUUUGUAGUCCAUUUCUUUAUUUAUGUAAUCUGCCGUUGCUUUAUUUCAACCAAAGACGUGAAAAAAUGGAAAUGAUGAAUUAUCAAAGUAUCAAUGCUGGCUAUCAAGAAGAAGGGCUGCCGCAGUACCAGGAAGAUGAAGGUCCUGACGCACCUCCGUCUUACAACUCAAUUUUUGGGGAGUCGGGCGAGGACAAGGUUUCAUUCGUCAGGAAAGUAAUCAUAAUUCUUAUGGAAACAAUUAUUCUCACAGUGUCUGUGGUACUGUUGCUGUCCAUCCCAAUCACUAUGAUUGUCAUUGGAGCAAUUAAACUUGACGACUGUCCCGUAGAGAAGUUCAUCCCGAAGUGGCUCCUGAUUACCGGUUGUUUCUGUCUUCCCCAUAAUCUUCACUAUUUGGGACGGCAGCUGUACAACAAAACGAAUAACCAAGACGGCAAGAAUGCGAUCAAAAACACACUUAAGUGGAUUUUAUAUCUCUUCUUCUUCGCAUGGUUCAUUGCAGGAAGUGUCUGGGUGUUCCGAACAUGUAGUGAUGUGUCAUAUACAGAAGGUUCCGAGCAUUAUUGCGACCCUCUGGUGUUUGCGUUUUCGUUCUGGACUCUAAUGAUCGCCUCAUUAUGCCUGGGCAUGGGCUGUAUCUAUUACUACUGGCCACUAAGUUUAGUCCUAAGAAGAAGAGCCGCUGAUUCCUAAAAUUACCAAGAAAUAGAUACCAAACUGUAAAUAAGACUUCUAAUUUGGACUUGAAAAUAUUUUUUGACGGAAGAACAAGGGACUAUUCAAGACUUAAUUUGUCUACUACAAAAAUUCUCACUCCUCAUACCUGAAAUUGCCUGGAUGUUUUCAUAAUUAGAAUUAAAAUCUACUUCACGAGAAUGUAAAUUAAUACUUGUUUUUA